UUAGCUCAUUGUGCCCGUGGCAACAGUAAAGUGGGCUCUGUCAGCCCUGUAAAUCCCUGGGUGUGGAUGAAGACUAAGAGAAACACAUGAGAAAAUGGGCUGACAAUCAGAACACCACAGAAACAUUCCCUCAAAGUCUAUGAUGGUGGUCAAAAUCUUGGACAUCUUCGGAGAGCAGCACACUCUGCCAACCCGGAUGUUCUAGCCGUGUCUGAAUCCUGGCUUAGGAAGACCACCAAAAACUCUGAAAUCUCCAUCCCUAACUACAACAUUUUCAGACAAGACAGAACGACCAAAGGGGGCGGUGUUGCAAUCUACUGCAGAGAUAGCCUGCAGAAUUCUGUCCUACUAUCCAGAUGUUUUGGUGAUUUAAGGAUUGUGCUGCUUUACGUACUGUCCCGUGAGUCACAGCCAGCUGCACUCUAACUAACUGGAUGUUUCAGUCCAGAGGCCUCCGCAUGGAUCGAGGGCACUCUGCAUGGUUUCCAAGGCCAAGAUCCUGGUUACAAAGACCAACAUCCUGUUUCCAGAGGCGAUCCCUCAGAGCGUCAGCAGACCCCACCUCUUCAGAUGAUGUCUACAUCAGUUGCCUUUACGCCCAGGGCUUCCGCUGCACUCUGCAGCAGAGGCCCAGCUGCAGCAGUGCCAGGUUGACUCCCAAGAGCAAUGCCAGAGGAGCGGGAGGGAGGCCAGUGAGCAGUGCUCUGGGUAGACUGGAGAACAGCCCAGGGAGGGGGACCAGAGCUAUGAGCAGACCAGUUACUGCACCCGGGGGAGGGGGAAGGCGCAGAGACCCGGGCCAGAGACCUGGAGCUCAAAUCAGGGGCAGGACAGAAUGUCCCAGAGUGCCCUGCAACACCAAACAUAACGACACACAUAGACAGCAGCAGGACACGUGGAGGGGGAGGAGGCCUUUCUCAACAUCAUCUACACUGCAUCUUUAUCUGCCUUCUUCAUCAUACUAUGAGGAUGAAGAGCAGGAGACGGAUAUAGAGAUAGAGAAGGAGGAUGUGAGGCCAACAAUAGAAAACAACGGCCUACAAGACACCACAGAAAUGAUCAGAACACCGACCCCUUCAGAAAAUGUCACAAUGCUGAACCCUAGCAAUAAUACCAGUCUACAACAUGAUCAUGAAGAAACCAUCCAAAUACAAGAGUCCCCUACAUUAAACCCCAGUCUACAGGGCCCCUCAGAGGAUAUCAUCAGGCCACCGGUCCCUACAGAAGACCUCAACUCAAUGGAGCCCACUGACAAUCCCAGGUUUCAGGGGAUAACACAUUACAGAACAACUGGCCUUGUGUUCCCAAAGCAGAGAGCUCAUGGAUAUGACAUGGAACAGCAACAGGAAUGCAACCCUCUCCAGAUAAUGCCGGCAGCUGUUCAAGGGAGGGCCCCUACAUCUGUUAGGCAGCAUGUGAACAGACUCCCCAAAAUAAAAACCACCAAGACCUUUGUGUGGGGCCUUUCUGGACCCCAGGAGAUUAAGAGUGUGUUUGUUCUGCAGAGGCAUAUUGGCAGAUACACAAAUCAGACAUGAGAACAUUCAUAAUGCCAUUCACAUUGAAUCCCAUGUCAAUCCAUAUCUUGGGUUUGUUGGGAUAUCUUACCUGCCAGUGAGACCCAAUUCAUAUCCAAACAUAAGAAAUAGUCAGCUGAAAGGUUAGACCUUACAGGGGGAGCUGUGAUUGUAAAAACACAAUCUCACAUAACCUGAUCCAAGGAAAUGCCAGAGGCAAAGAUGAUAUUGCGAUCUUACUUCCUGUUCAGAAAUAGCAAAUAUGUGUGUUGGUCUCUUUGGGUGAAAGAGAAUGUGGUUUCCUAAUGAAAAAGCAUGUAAACAUGCAUGUAUAUUACACAUUUAGCUCUGGGCUAAAAAUACCUCAUGAGAUAUCAAAGUACACAGAUGGGCUUUGUGUUCAUGUCAAGACUGGGUUCUUCAAUUGUCCAGAUUAUUUUAGACAUAAAAGCAAUAACAUUACACGAAUGUUACGAGAGACAUAAGAAAAUACAAAUGCAUGCCAUGGAAAACAGCAAGCGGAUGGGGAAUUACAAUAUAUUGUGUUCAGUCCCACUGUUUAUGUGUGCGAUGGUCAGCUGCUGAGACAUUUCCCAGUCAUAAGCAGAGCAGUGGAUAAUUUUAGAUAGACUACUGCCUGAGUGAUGCCUAUCCCCAGGACCCCAUACUUCAGCUUUCCUUUAGUCCCAUUACUUUAUAAAAUCAAAACCUUUCUGACCAACUCAUUUGGCUCCAUGACCAAAAUGGCACAAAUAACAUUACCUUACUUCAGUUAAGACCUUACAGUAGGUUAUGGAAUAUUUUGUAAUCAUUCUGCAUUGUUGGGAAGGGCCUGUAAGUAAGCAUUUCAGUGUUAGUCUACACCAGUUGUUUACAAAGCAUAUGACAAAUAAACAUUUGAUUUUGA
This is a messenger RNA of Oncorhynchus keta (chum salmon), 2424 nucleotides long. RefSeq lists its product as uncharacterized. The coding region runs from base 435 to 1538 and encodes 367 amino acids. NCBI's taxonomy places the organism in Eukaryota, Metazoa, Chordata, Actinopteri, Salmoniformes, Salmonidae. The transcript is spliced from 7 exons. The record is from RefSeq and is a predicted model, not a curated record.